AUGGGCCAGCACAGGCAGGUGGAAAUCCUUGAUUGGAAGACAAAGAAACAGCUAUGCUUCCUAGAUAAGGUGGAACCAAAUGCCACAAUUAGGGAGAUCAGAUUGAUGUUCCAUAAAUUAUAUCCCCGGUGGUAUCCAGCAAGGCAGUCGAUAAAACUUGAUCCAAAAGGAAAGUCCCUGAGGGAUGAGGAAAUCCUGCAGCACCUCCCUGUUGGCACAACUGCUACCUUAUACUUUAAAGAUUUAGGGCCACAGAUAGGAUGGACUACGGUAUUUUUGAUAGAAUAUACAGGUCCAUUGUUCAUCUAUUUUCUGUUUUAUUUCCGCAUGCCUUUUGUCUAUGGACUGGAUGAGAGGUUUACAUCAAGCCCGCAUCCAGUAGUUAACUUGGCAUGUAUCUGCCAUUCUUUCCACUACAUCAAAAGGUUGAUUGAAACAGUAUUUGUUCAUCGGUUCUCCCAUGGGACUAUGCCACUGAGGAAUAUUGUGAAGAACUGCUUGUAUUACUGGGGAUUUGCAGCUUGGCUUGCUUAUUACAUCAAUCAUCCUCUUUACACUCCUCCUUCUUAUGGGAAAAAACAGAUAAAUUUUGCUGUGAUCAUGUUUCUGCUCUGUGAAGCUGGAAAUUUUUCCAUUCACGUUGCGCUCAGCGACCUCCGGAGAAAUGGAUCCAAAACCCGUAAGAUCCCAUAUCCAACAAAGAAUCCUUUCACAUGGCUGUUUUUCUUUGUAUCUUGCCCUAACUAUACAUAUGAGGUGGGGACCUGGAUCAGUUUCACUAUCAUGACUCAGUGUGUUCCAGUGGGGCUGUUCACCUUGCUUUGCUUCAUUCAGAUGACAAUUUGGGCAAAGGAUAAACACUGCACCUACCUACGAGAAUUCAAGGAUUAUCCAAGUCUUCGAAUGCCAAUUAUUCCCUUUUUGUUGUAAGAAAAAAGGUUUGAUGUGAAACUUCAAGAAAAAGCUCAUAAGCCUCCUGCCAACUAAGUGAAGUAAUUUAAAGG
Messenger RNA from Leptosomus discolor (cuckoo roller), 1004 nucleotides. RefSeq names its product very-long-chain enoyl-CoA reductase. Gene Ontology annotation, biological process: very long-chain fatty acid biosynthetic process. Gene Ontology annotation, molecular function: oxidoreductase activity, acting on the CH-CH group of donors. NCBI's taxonomy places the organism in Eukaryota, Metazoa, Chordata, Aves, Leptosomiformes, Leptosomidae. The record is from RefSeq and is a predicted model, not a curated record.